Messenger RNA from Haemonchus placei, 1116 nucleotides. The record is from the annotation of a GenBank genome assembly. NCBI's taxonomy places the organism in Eukaryota, Metazoa, Nematoda, Chromadorea, Rhabditida, Trichostrongylidae.
AUGGACUAUUCGGCAAAAUGCCGGCUGAUCAGGCUCAUUGAAGAAGAAGAGCCUAUAUGGAACACUGGAAGUGACGACUACUCUCGACUUGAUAAGAAAAAUGCAAGCUGGAAUAGAGUUCAUAAGGAAAUGCUCGAGUGUGGUUUUAAUGGAGGAAUGCUCGAGUUAAAAACAACAUGGAAGAAUCUCAGGGAUCAGUGGCGAAAGAAUACGCUGAACAAAAUGGCGGGGAACAGUUCAAAACAGUGGACAUUUGAAAAACAUCUUCUUUUUCUGGCUACAGCACAAACUGAAGUGAACAACAAAGAGUCCGCAGUGAGACGAUGGCUUACUGAAGAAUUCGGCGAAGCUGAGCCUGCGACAACUAAUUGCAAUGCCUUUUCACGAAUGAAUGCUGAAUUGAAGAAAGAGUUUAUUCGUCUUAUUAGAGAGGAAGAAAUGCUUUGGAAUACGGAAUGCAGGGAUUACUAUAGAUUGGAUAAGAAAAAUCUGGCGUGGUCAAGGAUACUGACCGGACUAGAAAGAAAAGGAUUUCGAGGAGGAUUGCUUGAUCUCAAAGCAACUUGGAAAAGUUUGCGAGAUACAAAAAGGAGGAAUUCUCAGCUGCCAAGUUCUUCCGGAAAACCGUGGAUUUUCGAGAAGGACAUGGAGUUCCUGGAUGCUGGAAGAAAUGAUUCAGUUCAAUUUUCUUCACACGUCGAAAAUGACUCGAAAGUUAAUAGCCUAGUUGAUAGCCCUCGAAGUUCUGCCACACCCGAAGAAAUGGCUGACGAAAGUGCUGAGGCUGACGAUGGGAAUGAUACUUUCUUCGUACCAGUCUCUGAAAUGGGAGGCGACAAAAGCCCGGAAAACGGUUCAGAGCCAUCACGAAAAAGGAGUUACGGCGGAGGAUUCAAUUCGAAGAAGAAAAAAAUGGACUCACUCCAAGAAGGUUUGGAUAUGAUACGCGAAAUCACGGCCUCUUUAAGGCAGAGGUUAUCAGCGGCAACUAUGGAUAAAUAUGACCGAUAUGGUGCCUUCAUUGCUUCAUCACUUCGAGAAAUGCCCGAAGCUGCUUCACAACGAAAAAUGGCGCAGUUGAUGGAUUGCUUGUUGAACCAAGGGAAUCGAACGUAG